UGAUUGAACUUGAACUUAUGUGAAAUCAUGUGUUUUCACUAGUUCACCUCCACACUCGCAUACACAGCGCCCUCUAGAGUUCAGUAGCCCACUUUCAUCUUACUACUAACGCUGGUGCUGUUUCACGGAACAACAUAAACAUGUCAGCCUGAACCAGCAACACCUGCUGUCACCACAACAGGCCGUCGAUUCGACCGACUGCUAUAUGAUUCCCGUCGCGUUAACGGCCGUCAACCCAGAAAGAUGCCGCAGAAAGCACUGGGAUCCAUUGUAGGUCUUCUUUGUACCGGGACUUGUCUGGUGCAGGGGAAGGAGUUCUGUUUUGGUGUAAACAAUGAGCAGUACCGCUGUGAGAUGGGGUACUGCUGUGGAGAGACAGAAUGCUGCACCUACUACUAUGAGCUCUGGUGGUUCUGGUUGGUAUGGACCCUGAUCAUCAUGCUUAGCUGUUGCUGUGCGUACCGACACCGGAGGGUUAAGAUGCGUCUUCAGCAGGAGCAGCGUCAGCGUGAGAUCAGCCUCAUGGCCUACCAGGGAGCCUCCAGCUCCUUCAUUACCCCUCCACCUCUCAAUCUAAGGUUCUGGAACGACUGCAAGCUUCCUGACUAUGAAGAGGUGGUAGGUCAUCCCCCAACACCACCACCUCCUUACUCUGAAAACCCUCCUGAGACAACUCCAGCACUCCCUCCACAAUUGAGCCAGCCAGACGCUGCUACGGUGCCACAACCACUGGCUGAGGCAGACCUGAGGGUGGACAUUCAAGCCUCAGGCUCAUCAUCAGACCAGGAAGCAGCGUCCAUGGCGAUCCAAGCACAGUGUCUGGCAGAGGAGAACAUGGAGGCUCCGUUGAUGGCGGCAGAGGAGGAGGACGAGGAGCUCGUCACCCGGCGUCGCCAUGUGACAGGUGACUCGGGGAUUGAGGUGUGCGUUUGCCAGCUCGACAUAGACGAGGGCUCGGGGCUUGAGGAGGAAAGCGACGAGGAGCACCAGAUGUGCAAGGUGACGGAUCGGGACUGCUGUUCCGGGCACCAGCAGCAGAACUUCAGACAAAAGGAGCGCACCUCUGAGCUGCCCAGCCAGACUGCCAGCACCAGCACUGGAGACCACAUGGUGUGAUCCACUGCCUAACUAACCAGCCAAGUGUGGCUUUCUGCUUCACACAGGGUGACGCAAGACAGCAGUUGCCAUCAUCAUCACCACAGGGACUGUCUGUGUUAAUUCUCUGAACGAACACAUAGGCACGACAUUAAGAUGAUGAUGAUAGCUCCUGAUUAGCAAAGAUGAAUAACACAUUGUGUGGACAAACUCCUGGCUUUUUGUUUUUCUUUUGGUUUGCUUUUCCUUAGCGGGGAAACUAGCAAACACGUUGAUGCUCCAUUUGAUAUGUUUUUUUCUUGACGUUAAGUGAGAGAUCGUCAUUGGGUAGUGAGAAGGCAGCAGCUGAUUGUGACUAAAACCAGAAUUGACUAUUUCCCUUGCCUCCUACCUUCUCUUUGAGCACUGCCGUCAUGUUUCUGAUUCUGUCCCGCCACUGUUCCUGGUCAGAACAUUUCCGACCAUCCUUCCAUCUAAUAUUUUAUCUUCGGUGGGAUGGUCAGCUAGGUGCAUACCAAAAUUUCUCCCCUUUUUCCGCUAUGACUAAGCAAGAGGAGUCAAAAAACAAACCUCCUGAAUACUUAGGAUGAAACUGGAUGAAUGGACAAGCACGAACAAUUUGUUUUCCCCAAAGCUGCGUGUGCGAGAGAAUUUGUGCAUGUGCUGUGGAAUCUAGGGCACAGCUGCAUGGUGAUGUCAGCUCUGAGGUCAUGGUGUGAAGUCUGUGGGACCUUUUGCAUCUAGAGUGGGGGGCACACCCAUAAAUAGAAGAGAGACAAGAAGGAGUUUAGUUUGUUGUUUGGUCUCUAGGAUUUAAAUGUCAUACCCCUCGCCCCCUGCCCUUUUAUUCCUUUUUGAUAUCGAUAUUGUGGUCUCCACUGCUCGGUGGUCACCAAUUAGCAUGACUGUAGGUAAGGAGUGAAAAGCGUUUAAUGAUUUAUUGAUUGUGUGCACGGGAUCUCCCCACUUUGGUUUUUUGACUGCAUUAAAUUUAUAGUAAUAGUUGAGAGGGCUUUGCCACCAAAUUUAAAAAGCCCUGUGGUGGCUCUGUGUGUUUAAUUUACUGUGUUAUGUCAGAAUGAUUAGUGGCAGCAUUUAGCUCAUUCUACACGAAAAUAUAUUUAGUUUUGGAUGUUCAUAACGAAAGAUAUACUUGCUUUUGUUUUUUGUUGUUGUUGUUUUUGUCAUUUCAUAACCAGCUAUGCUUAAAAUGCCACAGGUGUCACCAUUAAUUGCAACAAAGCUCCUAGCAGGGGGCUGCUAGAGUGUGGAGUAGUGAGUGGAUGUUAUAGUGAGGUAGGGAAAGGUUGAGUCCUGUGUGUGUGUGUGUAUAUACAUCUUUAGUGCUGUAGCAUCUGGUUGAAAUACUUACUGAGGUUGAUUAACUAUUAAAGGCACUGGUAUUUUGCAUGAGACAUGGGUUUCUGUGUUUAUAUUUGAGUUCAUUAGCAUUUUCUAGCAGCUGUGCUACUUGCAUUAGUCAUCUCUUUUACUAAACGAGUUGCUACACAGCCCAGAUGUUGCGGUGAAGAAAUGGACUGAUGCUUAAGUUAAUGUGCCCUGGCCUGGAAUCUAGUUUUAUUGUGUUGUUAUGACUGUGUGAGCCAUGCUAUGCUAUUAUACAGUGCUAGUAGCUCGUUAGCUUGUGCUGUCUCGAUUCUCUGUGGCCCCUGUAGCUCUUGGCAGUGUGAGGGGUGUGCAGUGGUAUUUUCCAUUGGCAGCAGAGUGGGUGGGUACAUUAUCAAGUUAAGGUGGAUGCAGGCUCUGCUCUGCGGUCUAGUCAGUGUUGGCACCGGUGCAGAAUCUAUUGUGAUUAACUGCAUGCUUCUCUGCAUGUCAUGUUCCUUGCCCUAUCUAUAUACUGUACAGUAUGUAUUCAAAGCAUAGCAGUCAAACGAGGUGUUGUCAGAUGGGAAAACCACUGCAUACCAGAAUUAUUUGUUGCAAGAGAAAUGUUUCUGCAGGAGAAGCAGUAACUGACAAGUCAGCAAAUGUUUCAUUGAGAAUUUAGAUUGGAACAAUGUUGAACAAACUUUUAAUUUGUCUGCUUUGAGACUGUGUGUCAAAAUGGGCACAGUGUAAAGACUCAGGUCAGUCAUUUUGCUUCACACAAGCACACAUGCUCACAAAGUACUGCUCAUUAUUGGCCUGGAUCAUUAUCAUGAUGUGAAACUCUGUGGUGCAAUAUUCUGGUCUAGAUAAAUCCAUAAACUUGCAUUUCUUACGUAAGAGACUCCAAACGUGUUUUGUAAAUAUAGCGAACAUUACUUACUUGCCAGGUAUAUUUUUUCAGGCAUUUAAAUACAUUGGUAUGUCUCUUUUCUGUCAGCACUGAAUGAACUCUGACAAGGACAUAUUUAAGGAAUUCUUUGCCUCUUUAUAAGACAUGACACUGGGUUCAGCACAUAAAUGUGUAUAAUUUUUGGACUUACGCAGCCCAGUAGGGUUUCGGCUUUCCUCCAACUAGUGGCAUCCCAGAGCUCCAGUACUGGCUGCAGUUGUGUUUUAUUGUGUCUGUGAUUCACCAUUUGAGCAAUGCUACGUAGUGUUGUGGUUAAAUCUUGCAAAAUGAUACAAGCAGGCCAGUGUACCCAACAAUAUAGAGUGAAACAAAAUGAACACACAGCUGCCAGACUUAAAUUGAAAUAUUUUGUUUUAAUGUUCAUUAAAUAGGCGUACUCUAACAUGCUGUUAGAUAGUUUUACAGCAGUGGGGGAAAGCUUUGCAGUCUUUGUGUUGCGUAGUGGAGCAGGUGUUUAAAUAUGAAGCCAAACAAACAUGACAAUGACCUUUUAAGAGGAGCUGUUGCACUGUGAGCAUGACUGCACACCCAUCAGCAGAAGUCACCUAAGCUGCCUUGCUGCAUCUCUAGAGAGUAAAUGAUAAUGGAGCUACACAAUAAAAUACCGCCUCUAUGUGCUACUGCCUUACUAGAGUAGAUGUUGAUAAGUGGUUUUGUUCUGUCUUUCUUUGGAAUGGUAAUAUUUGUGUUGUUCCAGAGGAAUGCUUUCAUAUCAAUAGAAAACUGCAUCUGAGCUUGUUCUGAGAAAGUGCGCCUACUUUGUGAGAAGAGGAUGUGGUUUAUAUAAAAAAAGAAAAAGAAAAGUAAAGCCACAAGAUUUAAACUCACAUGUUUUAUAGUUUUACUUACGGUUUUGUAUCUGAGGGGUGGAUGUGUUGAAUUUAAAGUACUGUGUGUCUAGUUAGUUGUGGCACUGAUGGGAUUUGUCAAGACCAGAUUUUGAGUUUGUGUUCAUUCUGUUUUUGUUUCCGCGAAUCUGGUCGCAAUUAGGUUGUGAUGUUAACUGACUUGAAAGCAUGAGGAAAACAAGUAAAAAAAACGGUCAUUUUUGUUUUCUAGGGCUUUGUUGUGAUUUGUGGUUUGUGUUUGGAGGACAAAAAAAAUGUAUUCCAACGGGAGAUUGCUUGGUAAUCUUCUCGCUAAGGUGCGUUUGCUUAUUUGUGUUUAUAUAUGUAGACAAAAAAAAUCGGGGAGCGUGGUGAGGAAUGAGGGAUGGAUAGGGGUUCUUUUGUGCAUGAGUAAACUUGAGGUCCAUAGUUUUUUCAGCUAAUAUGCCUCCCUGGUUUUCACACGUUUACGGAGUUUAAGGGCUAUAUCGGUCAUCAGUUGUGGACAAACAUCCAUCCAUCUGUUUUAGUGAGUAUUUUGUCCGCUCUAUGCUGUUCAUUUAAAGCCACAGUUGCCGAGAUCCACUAUCUGAACAUGGUCAGUGUUUGGAUGUGGAUGUCCUUUUUUUAAUGUUGUGGUGGAGCUAACAAUAGCUGAUUGUUUAUGACUCUGUAUGCUCGUUUUAUAGGCUUUAACUUUGCAUUUUUUUUUGUCAUCCAUCCUCAACAGAGGUGCGUGAUGUGACCCCCCCCCCAACCGAUUUUUUGUCAUGUAAUUAGCUGCAUGUGUGGUUGUGACGGGAGUAUUUGCUUCGUUGGCUCUUCUGUGGACCGUGACUUCACCCUCCACCAAGCCCUGUCUUGCUUAACAAACUGUAGCCAACGCUGUAGCCGUUUGUUCCUCUCAGCUGCACCUCUCCAAACAUGGACCCUUGGAAACGGGAGGGCACAUCCACACAUGCAAUAGUGUCAACGGAAUAAUCAACCAAAGUCGCUGCCAUCUCCAUGCCACACAGACCAUCGCUGUUUUCACCGGUGUGUGUGUGUGUGUGUGUGUGUGGUUUCCCACGGCGAUGGUCUGUUUGGUUUCCCACUCUCAGGGUUGUCUUUAACGUGUAGUGCUCAAAGUUUUAAAUUAACACAUUUUUUGACCCACCAGUCUCAUAAAGCCAAAGCAGUUGUUUCGUGAUAAUUGUCUCCCCAUUGUUUCUGCAUCACGCACCUCUGUAGUGUAUUGAAAUUUACUCAACUAGGCUAUGCAAAAACCAUAAACCUACUGUUAUAUGCUGCGACCCCUUUCUCACUUUCUCUGUCUUUCGUCUGUGAGCACCAGUAAAAGCAAUAUAACACUCGGUACGUGUGGCACUGCACUGUACUGUAAUUUACUUUGGUUGGUCUGUGUAUAUGUAUUUGUUAAAGAAAAGUGUGGGGGGGGUGUACAUUAAUGUGGUGAGCAUGUAUGCUUCGGUGUCAGGGGCUUGAGUUAAAAAGCCAUUCUAGUUUAUAUAUUCUUUUUUUGGUGAUUUCCUGCCUGCCUCCUCAACCACUAACAUUUCUUCUCCUGACUUAUGGAUAAACCACAUUAUUAAGAUGUGUUAGUCGAAGGAAAAAGUUGAAUAUAUUGUUUUUUGUUGGAUUAAUUCGUAUUUGGUAUCUUUGGUCUGCCAUUUUCCUAACCCUCAUUUUAGUUGCACUAAGUGGAUACGUUGGUUCUUUUCAGUUUAAGCAGCAGCUUUUUUCUUUUUCCAUCAUGAUGAAUUUUCACUGACUGAAUAAUUAACUGUUGCCUUAAAUCCUCAGUUAUUACACCAUCAAUUUCAACAUUUUUAUAUAUUAUACAUAUGAAAGACCUCAACAUGGAACACAGUCAGUUUACAUUAGACAUUUGAGGCUGAUACAGGACCACUCAACACUCUGAACUUUUCAGCUUGUAAACUGUACUUUUUCUCAACCACAGAUGAUAACAAACUGCCGUGGUUGAGCUUUGUGGUUUUUUAAAAUUUUUUAAUUUGUUUAGCCAAAAUGAGAAACACCCUAGUUUGAGAAGGAAGCAGGCAUCUAUCUAUAUACACCGAUCAGAUCUUUCUACAUUUUUUCCCUAAUAACUUUAAACACGCCAAAAUGAGAAAGGUGGAAAAAGAGGACAAAGCUAAUUAAAGCACUGAAUGAUAGACAAUAGAAAAAUGUUUUGGUAAGAAGUCUGCUGUGUACUCGUUGGGUCAUCAUUUGUAUUUUAUUUUUUUAAUAAAACAAACAUUGGCACUCAA
Messenger RNA from Micropterus dolomieu (smallmouth bass), 6491 nucleotides. It is a transcript of the gene wbp1, whose product is annotated as WW domain binding protein 1. NCBI's taxonomy places the organism in Eukaryota, Metazoa, Chordata, Actinopteri, Centrarchiformes, Centrarchidae. The record is from RefSeq and is a predicted model, not a curated record. The transcript has 4 exons. Bases 244 to 1116 code for a protein of 290 amino acids.